GCGCUUCGUCCUUCACCUUCCGCUUCCUGUACGUCAUCCAAACCCUUCCUCUGGAACAAGGCGUCCUUCCGGGAGGAGGACGCCUAGCGGGAGCGCGUCACUCUUGUCUUCCGCCCCUGUUGCUCGGGGCCUGAUGUUUAUAAACAUUUGUGUGAAGCAAGAAGAGGCAAGAUGACAUCUACAAAACUAAAGAUGAGUAAGAACAAGGACGACGCUCCCCAUGAGCUGGAAAGCCAGUUUAUUCUGCGGCUGCCUCCGGAAUAUGCCUCCACUGUGCGGAGGGCAGUACAAUCUGGAAGCGUCAACCUGAAGGAUAGACUUACUAUCGAAUUACACCCGGAUGGGCGUCAUGGGAUUGUCCGUGUAGAUCGCGUCCCCUUAGCUGCCAAGCUGGUGGACCUGCCCUGCAUCACUGAGAGCUUAAAAACCAUAGAUAAGAAAACGUUCUAUAAGACAGCGGAUAUUUGUCAGAUGCUCGUGUGUACUGUGGACGGUGAUCUCUACCCCCCUCUGGAAGAGCCAACUGUGAGUACUGACCCAAAGGCAAACAAGAAAAAGGAUAAGGACAGAGAGAAGAAAUUCAUCUGGAACCAUGGCAUUACUCUGCCACUGAAGAAUGUAAGGAAGAGGCGGUUCAGGAAAACAGCUAAGAAGAAGGCCCAGUACAUUGAGUCUCCAGACGUGGAAAAGGAGGUGAAGCGUCUGCUGAGUACAGAUGCUGAAGCUGUCAGUGUCCGCUGGGAGGUCAUUGCUGAAGAUGAAACAAAGGAAGCAGACAACCAUGGUUCACUCACCGGCUUGGACAUCUCCUCUCCUGGGAUGUCUGGACACAAGCAGGGCCAUGGCUCUUCGGAACAUGAUGAACUACGGGAGAUAUUUAAUGACAUCAGCAGCAGCAGCGAAGACGAAGAUGAGAGAGAUCAUCAUGACGAUGAAGAUUUGAACAUCAUGGACACAGAAGAAGACUUGGAGAGGCAACUGCAGGACAAACUGAAUGAAUCUGAUGGGCAGCAGCAGGAGAACGAGGGAACAAACCAGAUAGCCAUGGGGAUCCAAAAGCAGAUUGACAACCUGCAGGGUAAACUCCAGGAGACCCAGGAACGGAGAAAGCGCCAGGAAGAUCUCAUUAUGAAAGUGGAGAAUCUAGCCCUCAAGACCCGUCUCCAGGCUGUUCUGGAUGAAUUCAAACAGCAGGAGGACAGAGAGAAGCAGCAGCUCACCUCUCUGCAAGAACAACUGGAAUCCCUUAUGGAGAAGUGAGGAGGGCUUUUGAUCAGGGUGGGAGCUGUAUCCUCCAAGCAGGCAUAGUGCUGAGAUGGACGCUUCACCCAUGGGUUCUGGAGCCAUCCUCUGUGCUGAAGACCUGAUGUUACUGGCAUGACCCCACUGCCGAUAAGCCUACUCCUGUUAAUGUUGGCACUCGGUAUUCUCCUGGACACUGUUUCUAGAGCUGCUGGCUGAUGUUCCUUGUGCUGGACAGUGCAGCCCAAACCAUUAACCUUUGAAGAAAGAAAGGCAGUAACCUGGAGUUGGUUCUAUGAGAGCAGCAGAAACACAUGGCUAGCUGCACCGCUGGGGGAAAUCGUUCCUUGACUAGUUUGACCCAUCUUUCUCUCAGUGGAAAUCAUUCAUACCUUGGAACACUCCUUCAAGGGCACUUUGCUUCCCGACAGGCUAAUGCACAGCACUGUCGCUCUGGGUCACCUUAGCUCAUGGUGCCAGAAAGCUGUGCUGUGCAAAGGGCAGGAAUUAACUCCCCAUGUACUGUGCAGGCCUGGAGGAGCAGAGCCAGGUCAGUGCAUCACCUGGUUGUUGCUAUCAUCUGCAAUGCAAAGCAGCAUUCCCUGAGGGGGGGGGGGAUAUGCUUCCUUAACAGACUUUCUGAUGGGUCUGCAGUGUUGGGAGUUUGUGCCCAUGCUUGGGGAACAUCUGCUUGAACAAAACUGGAAUGAAUAAAGUAUGUGUGUUUCCAGCA
Molecule: messenger RNA, 1975 nt
Organism: Mauremys reevesii (Reeves's turtle)
Lineage: Eukaryota; Metazoa; Chordata; Testudines; Geoemydidae
Gene: TAF7L
Product: TATA-box binding protein associated factor 7 like
Exons: 13
Coding region: 172-1260 (362 amino acids)
Biological process (GO): RNA polymerase II preinitiation complex assembly; transcription initiation at RNA polymerase II promoter
Cellular component (GO): transcription factor TFIID complex
Molecular function (GO): RNA polymerase II general transcription initiation factor activity
Source: RefSeq, a predicted model, not a curated record